Molecule: messenger RNA, 3490 nt
Organism: Pollicipes pollicipes
Lineage: Eukaryota; Metazoa; Arthropoda; Thecostraca; Pollicipedomorpha; Pollicipedidae
Product: protein phosphatase 1 regulatory subunit 12C
Exons: 23
Coding region: 59-3358 (1099 amino acids)
Cellular component (GO): cytoplasm
Molecular function (GO): enzyme inhibitor activity; phosphatase regulator activity; protein kinase binding
Source: RefSeq, a predicted model, not a curated record
UCCAUGUUGAAGAUUGGUGUCCAGAGUUGAUGAUGUGCUGUGAUAUUUACAACCAAAAAUGGCUUUAGAAAAUCGCAAUUCCGCUCUUUUCAAGCGUGCCGAACAACUGAGAAGAUGGCAGGAGUCGGACACGAACAGAGAAGACACAACGCUCAAGGAUAACAACCGGAGGAUCAUGUUUUCUGAUGCCUGUGUCUUCUUGGCUGCUUGUGCUGCUGGAGAGAAGGAUGAAGUAAAGCGACUCUUAGUCAAGGGAGUCGAUAUAGAUACGACUGAUGUGGAUGGCCUAACAGCCCUCCAUCAGGCGUGCAUCGGCGACAACCUGGACAUGGUUGAGUUCCUGGUGCAGCACGGCGCCGACGUUAACCGAGGCGACAACGAGGGCUGGACGCCGCUGCACGCCACCUCGUCAUGUGGCUUCCUCAGUAUAUCCAAAUAUCUGAUAGACCAGGGCGCCGACGUGGCCGCCGUCAACAACGACGGCGAGCUGCCGAUCGACAUCUGCGAGACGGACGAGGUCGGCGACAUGCUGCAGCGGGAGAUUGACCUGCGAGGUAUCGACUGCGACGCGUCCCGCACAGAGGAGGAGAACCUGCUGCUGUCGGACGCGCACCAGUGGCUUAGCGCCGGCCAAAUCAUGGAGCAGCCGCACCCGAAGACGGGCGCCACCGGCCUGCACGUGGCCGCCGCCAAGGGCUACAUCAAGGCCAUGCAUCUGCUGCUCAAAUGCGGCGCGGACAUCAAUGCGCAGGACUACGACGGCUGGACGCCGCUGCACGCCGCCGGCCACUGGGCGCAGCGCGAGGCGUGCGAGCUGCUCGCCGAGAGUCUCUGCAACAUGGACAUCAAAAACUUCGUGGGCCAGACGGCGUUCGACGUGGCGGACGCCGAGGUGCUGACGGUGCUGGAGCAGCUCAAGAGCAAGCAGGCUAUGCUGCAGCGGGAGCGGCCCGAGAUCGAGCAGAUCCUCACCCGCCGGCCGCUGCCGCCGCUACGGCACAGGACGUCUGUGACGCGCCUGUCGGGCCCGGACAAGGCGAACCAGGCGGCGCGCGACGCCAGUGAGGAGCGCGAGCGACUGCAGGGCGCGCGGAUAGAAGAGGACGAGCGCGCCCACCUGGCGGACGGAGACGCCGUCGAGCUGCGCAACAAGACGAACCAGCAGCGGCGGGCGGCGCCGGCCGGACAGCCGCCGCCGCCGGCGCCGGGCUUCACGCCGCGGCCGCCCGACGGCGCCGAGACGGACCAGGCGCAGGCGCAGUCGUGGCGACGCCCGGCCGCCGCCCAGCGGCUCUCGGCGCCCGACGACAGCCGAAACAACAAGAGGGAAGAACCGUCAUCGCGGCUAACGGAGCCGGCCGAGGUGCGGCGCACUCAGUCUGCGCCGGCCCCUCCGUCGCCGGCCGCGCUGCCCUCCGAGCAGACGGUGUCGGCCACCAUCAUCCAGUCGCCGCCCUCGUCGCCCGUCACGCCGGGCGCGCCGGCCGUGCGGAGCGGCGCCAGUUCUGACGUGGACGGGCCGAGACGGGAGCCGGCCGCUCCGGCUCUGGCUCCGGCUGGCGAGCCAGCCCCGGCCACAGCGCCGGCGCAGGGCAAGGUGCUGGUGGACCAGCAGCCGGCGCCGCCCGCCUCCACCGGCUCCCGGCUCAGUCCGGCCACCAUCUUCAAGAACAUCUUCAAGUCGUUCGUGCCGCCCGUGCGCGACGAGGAGAGCGAGACGCAGCGGAAGGCGCACGCCAAACGGGUGCGCGAGACGCGCCGCUCCACGCAGGGCGUCACGCUCGAGGAGCUCAAGUCGGCCGAGCAGUACGUCAAAAACCAGCAGCAGCAGCAGAAGACGACGACGACGCCGGCCAGCGCGCCGGCGCCGCCGCCGCCGCCGCCGUCGGCUCGGGAGGAGCCGGCCGGCCGCGACGAGCCGAUGGAGCGCCGGCCGUCGUGGCGGCUGCGGCUCGACGAAGGCGACAAGAACAAGUUCUCUUUGGAGGAGGUGCGCGGCGGCGGCGACGCCACGCGGGACAACGCCAACGCCACCGUCACGCUGCCGCUGCGGCGCAAGUCCAACAGCGCCGAUACAGCGCCCGGCCCGGGCGCCGCGCCGCUCGACGACAAGGACGAGGACAAGGAGAACGACAGUCGGACGGCGGUGGCCACGCAGGCGGCCAUCCAGCGGCGGCGCAAGCCCAAGCGACGCUCCACCGGCGUCGUCCAGUUCGACGUCGAGGAGAACGAGCGGAAGGGCGGCAGGGACGGUGACGGCUCGGACUCGGGGACACUGGUGGGCGGCUCUCGGCGCGGCGCGCUCGCGGUGUUCGGCAUGCCCCUCAACAGCGGACUGCGGCGUCUGAACGGCAGCUACGGCGGCGCGGUGGCCCUCUCGCAGAGCGCCGCCUCGUGCAUCAGCCCGCGGCUGGCCUACAGCAGCUCUCCCAGCUUCAGCGGCGCCGCUGGCAGCGGUGGCGGCGGCGGCAGUGGCGCAGCCGCGCACCUCUACCAGUCGGUCGCCGGCUACUCCGCGCCGCCCGCCCAUGGCGGCUACUCAUCGCCGUCGCGCGGUGGCUACUCCUCGCCGUCGCACGGCGGCUAUUCGUCGCCGUCGCACGGCGGUUAUUCGUCGCCGUCACACGGCGGCUACUCAUCCCCGUCGCACGGCGGCUAUUCGUCGCCGUCACACGGCGGCUACUCAUCCCCGUCACAUGGCGGCUCUUCUACGGGCCACCUGUCGCGGCCGCGAUCCAAGCUGAGCUACUCGGGCUCGCUGGGACGGUCGACGCCGCGGCCGCGCGCGCGCAGCGUGCACGGCGGAUCACCGACCACGGCCGGCCUGAACCUGAGCCCGGCGCUGGUGCCGCGCGCGCCGGCCGUCCGCGCCGGCCGCUCACCCAGCCUGAGCAGCAGCCUCGGCAGCCUCUCUGGCAGGUCGUAUAGCUCCGGCUACGGCAGCACCAGCGCGCUGAGCAACCAGUCGAACGCCAACGCCAGCGAGUGCAACAGUCGGACGCCGAGCCGCGCCAACAGCGUCGAGAACGGCGAGCUCGACUACAAGAAGCUGUACGAGGACGCGAUGGUGGAGAACGACAAGCUGCAGCAGCGACUGGCCGAGGCGCAGGCGGACUCGCGCGACGCCAAGCUAAACCUCGACAAAACGUUACAAAUGAGCAGCAGCCGGGUGGCAGCGGCCGAGUCGGACAAGCGCGAGAAGCGCGCGCUCGAGCGCAAACUCUCCGAGAUGGAGGAGGAGCUCAAGCACUUGCAAACUCUGAAAGCCGAGAACGAGAAAUUGAAGGCGGAGAACCGCGCCCUGACGCGUGUCGUCUCCAAGCUUACUAACGCGGCCGGCGGCGCGGCGCACAAAUAGAUGGGCCAUGGAGGAGCUGAAGGCCGAGAACCGGCGACUGCGGGACGAGAACGGCGCCCUCAUACGGGUCAUAUCCAAGCUGUCCAAGUGACCCGCCCCGCCGCCGGCCCGCGCCGCUGGUCUAGUCAACGC